AUGGCGCUCUCCAGUUUCCGUCUCAGUGGAGCUCUUGCUCUCUUCGUACUAGCUGGGCACUCUCUUCUCGUAUAUGCACAACCUUCUGGAUCAGGCAACACUCCUUCCGCUGCCCAGCCAACCUCACCGCCUCCGCCUCCGGAAGCGCCCUCACCCAAUCAUCCACCGCUGUCCAAAGCAUACCCACCGCCCGACAUCUUCUGCCCCGGCGCGCUCUUGCAAACUGUCGACCUCGCACAGCUCUACAGCGAUAGCAAGACCUUCGUGGACAAGCCUACUGUCUUUUCCCCUAAUACUACUCUGGCGGACUUUGCACGUAUUGGAGGAGCGAACGCGACGAUCGGAAACCUCGAGGCGUAUGUGGAACAGGAUUUUAGUGGGGAGGGACUGGAGCUCGUCCCUGUUCAAUUGGAGAACUUUACAUCUACCCCGGGGUUCUUACAGGGCGUCAGGACCCGCUUGAGCACAAACACCUCGGCACUGUGUGACGGCCUGCACUGCGCCUCCUCCCUCAUCCCGCUCAACAACACCUUCGUCAUCCCCGGCGGCCGCUUCCGGGAGCAGUACUACUGGGACAGCUUCUGGAUCCUCGAGGGUCUGUUACAGAGCGAGCUGUAUUAUGUAGCGCGGAGCACGCUGGAGAACUUUAUGGAUGAGCUUGAGCGGUUUGGGUUCAUCCCUAAUGGGGGGAGGAUAUAUUAUCUGAACCGGAGUCAGCCGCCGUUGUUUGUUCAUAUGGUAUACACCUACCUGCAAACUACGAACGACAGCUCGAUCCUCACCCGCGCACUGCCUUUAGCGGAAGUAGAGCUCGCCUGGUGGCAAACUAACAGGAGCACCACCGUCCUUUCCCCGAACACGAACACCACGCACACGGUGUACCAAUACCGGGUGACCAAUAGCGCCCCACGGCCAGAGAGCUACCUCGAAGACUACCAAACUGCCAAUGCCAAUGCUGCUGGCUUGCAAGCUCCCUUAUCCCCGGAAGAGGCAGAGGAGCUGUAUGCCGAGCUUGCGAGCGGGGCAGAGACGGGCUGGGACUACAGCAGUCGAUGGUGCAAACAGCCUUUUCUUGGUAAUCUUAGUGAGAACGACCCUGCCCUGCGAACGCUUGAUGUUAGAGGGGUGGUGCCUGUGGAUCUGAAUAGCAUGCUCCCGAAUGCGCAUUGGAUGCUUGCGCGGAUGUACGAUGCUGCUCGGCAGGAGAACGACGGGAAUGUGGAUGUGGAUGGGAGUGGGAGUGGGAGGAAAAAGUGGGAGCAUGAGAGGAAGGGAGAUGACCUGAGGGAGGCGGUACUGGAUUUGAUGUGGGACGAAGAGAGAGUCGCCUUCUAUGAUUGGAACUUGACUGCUGGGGAGAGGGGGACGGUGUUCAGCAGUGCACACUAUUACCCCUUCUGGAAUAACAUCAUCCCCCCCUCCCUGCUGGGGAACGCUACCCGCCUACGUCAAGCCUUCGGCUCGCUCAACCUCAUGCUAGACAUGUACAACGGCUCCGUCCCAGUCACGUUCCUCAACACGGGUCUGCAAUGGGACUUCCCAAACGCCACAUCAAUGUACUUGCUGUGGGUAGAUAUCAUCCUCCGCGCACUCCAGAACCUGCCUGGGAACUUAACAUUCCUACCGCUGCUGACGGAUUCUACCCCAGAGCUGGAAAAUGCAUUCGCUCUUCUCCCGGCUAACCAGACUGGCCUCUCCUCUCCCUCCCUCCUUCCUCUCCAACCAGGGACCAAUAUAAGCCUAAGCACUAAAGUGAACGUUAAUGCUGGCCAGGGCUGGCUCGCCCUUGGCCUAGGCACGAACGGCACCUCCGGGUGGAAAGACGCCCUGAUGCUCGAAGUCGCCCAGCGGUACAUCGACGCCGCCUUCUGCAGCUGGUACUCCACAGGCGGUUCUAUCCCCGGCUCGUUAGCCCAACUCAGCCCGCAGGACCUAAGCGUCACGGGCUCGACACCCCAAAGCACGGGAGUGAUGUUCGAGAAGUUCAACGCGACGGACUUGGAUGCUGCUGGUGGAGGAGGGGAGUAUACCGUUCAAGCAGGACUAGGUUAA
Messenger RNA from Dacryopinax primogenitus, 2052 nucleotides. Its product is annotated as glycoside hydrolase. Bases 1 to 2052 code for a protein of 683 amino acids. Gene Ontology annotation, molecular function: alpha,alpha-trehalase activity. Lineage: Eukaryota; Fungi; Basidiomycota; Dacrymycetes; Dacrymycetales; Dacrymycetaceae. The record is from RefSeq and is a predicted model, not a curated record. The transcript is spliced from 6 exons. Gene Ontology annotation, biological process: trehalose catabolic process.